AUGGCUACUUUGGACCAAAUCAUCAGUAUACUUGAAGAAACAGGGAAUUUAUUGAAGAAAACACAAGUGAAUCUUAAAAAAUGCCCGAAGUCACGAUUAACAAAAGGAUACAUUGAAGCACGAUUGAAGUGUAUUGAGGAUUAUUGGACGAAUUUUAAGAAAUCACAUGAAGAAUUGAUACGCACUACGACCAGAGAACAAAGGAGCUUGUUGCCGUAUUUCGUAAAUGAAGAAUACUAUUUACAUGAAGAUGUGUACUUGUGCUUGGAAGCCGACCUUAAAGAUGUGUUAUCAGCUUUGCCAGUGUCACGUUCAGUUGAAAGAAUACCGCGGGACACUUCAAACAUUCAAGUGAAACUUCCGAAAAUUAAUUUACCCCUGUUCCUAGGAACGUACGAGUCGUGGACAGGGUACCAAGAUUUAUUUAUUUCGUUGGUACACAAUAACACAUCUCUAAGCAGUGUACAAAAAUUACAUUACUUGAAAACAAGUGUCAGCGGUGAGGCGGAGCAUUUAUUGAAGCAUAUACAAAUAACAGAGAAUAAUUAUGCGCUAGCGUGGAAUACAUUGAAGGACCGGUACGGUAACAAACGAUUGAUAGUUAACUCUCUGUUAAAACGAUUAUUUACACAAAAGAAAAUUGCUAGUCAGUCUGCUAAUCAAAUUAAGUCAUUGUUAGACACUACAUCUGAGUGUAUAAAUAACUUACAAAAUUUAAAUAUUACCACCGAUUCUUGGGAUCCGAUAAUUAUAUUUCUUGUUGUACAGAAGUUGGACCCUGAGUCACAUAAACAAUGGGAGGCGUAUGCUUAUAAAGAAAAUACAGAUGAGUUGCCUACGUGGACUGACUUGAAGAAAUUUUUAGAAUCACAGUUUCGUACACUAGAAUUAGUUACACCGUCAUCUUCAUACACAAGAGAGCGAACUGUAAAAGAAAAAUCAUACCAUGUAACAACUUCAAACAAAAUUUGUGUUAUGUGCAAGAGUGACCACGCUUUAUGUCAUUGCAAGGAGUUUACAAAUUUCCUGUCAUGUUUGUCACAAACGUCACCAUUCGCUUCUACACUUACAGAAGAAAGCAGACACUUCGGGUAA
This is a messenger RNA of Achroia grisella, 1095 nucleotides long. RefSeq lists its product as uncharacterized. Lineage: Eukaryota; Metazoa; Arthropoda; Insecta; Lepidoptera; Pyralidae. The record is from RefSeq and is a predicted model, not a curated record. The transcript is spliced from 2 exons. The coding region runs from base 1 to 1095 and encodes 364 amino acids.